UUAGUAAUGUGUGCUAAAAUACAUACAUACAUACAUAAAUAAAUAAAUAAAUAAAUAAAUAAAUUCGAGAUAUUUUAUCGUUCAGGUAAUUAAAUUAAAUAACGCGCCACAUUGAAAAUAUAAGAACUUUUACGUUCUUCCAUUUUUCAGUUCGUUUCCACAGAUGAUAUUAAUGGUACUGUAUUUAUAGAAACCUCAGAUACACGAUACUGUGUUAUUCACUGUUGACAGUGAAGAUCCAUUUUUAGUCACACGCUAACACUGGCGUGGGCGUGGGCGUGGGUUACGCCAUCCAUCCCAGAGUAACCCACUCUUGGUAUAUUUAAGUUCUGGCCCUGGGAGUUUCCGGAUCCGUUGAAAAUAGAAUUAUCUUACUCCUCUCCGGAGUGGCUUUCUGGCCAUAUUUUUAAAAGCAAGAAAAUGCAGCAGCGAGAAGAGAAGCAGCUGGAGGCCUCCAUAGACGCUCUCAUCAACCGAGUUGCACACCUAAAAAACUCGCUGCACAGUUUUAUUUUUAAACUGGAGAACGAGUACGACAGACUGACAUGGCCCUCUGUGCUUGAUAACUUUGCCCUGUUAUCGGGUCAGCUUAGCACCAUCAAUAAGCUCAUGAGAAGUGAGAAGACUCCUGCCUUCCGGAACCAGGUCAUCAUCCCUUUGCUGCUGUCUCCAGACAGAGAUGAAGAGCUAGCAAAACUGACAGAGCAGCGUGUUCCUGUUUUCAGUCAUGAGAUCGUCCCAGAUCACCUGCGCACAAAGCCUGACCCCGAGGUGGAGGAGCAGGAGAAGCAGCUGAGUACCGAAGCAGCCCGUAUCGGACCGGAUGUGGCACAGAAACAGAUCCAGACUCUUAAUAAAUUGUGUUCAAACCUUUUGGAAAAGCUGAAUAAUCCUCGUGAGGACCGUGAAGCUGAAAGCUCAGCUAUGCGCCAGAACAAGCCAACGUUUAAUCCUGCGGAUACAAAUGCACUGGUGGCAGCGGUAGUGUGUGGCAAGGGGUUGUCAAAUCACAGACCUCAAGGACCGGGAGGGACAGUUCCGCCUGGAGGAGGUCCCAUGCUGUCUGGGGGCCCCAAUCUGCAGCAAGUCACCAUGCAAAGGUCUACCAACCAGCAAGCAGCCAUGGGUGGGCAGGGCCCCCCUCAACAGCCAGGGAAAAUGCCCAGCAGCAUAAAGACAAACAUCAAGUCAGCUUCGAUGCAUCCCUACCAGCGCUGAGCCAUCUCUGUGCAUUAGCUGAGACGCUGUGCCUGCCUAAAGAAAAAGGAAAAGCACCUUGCGUAACUAUCUACAAAGCGCAGUUCUUUUAUUAGUAUAACCUUCUAUAGCAGGCAGUGAUCAGGUUAGCUCCAUCCCACAGUCCAGCUGUCACGAAACAUUUUAAACCAGACACUGAUUAUGAACUGCACACUUGUGUAAAUACAUUUUCCGUGCUCCUGCAAAUGCCCUUCGCUGUGUGAAAAGCAGAUGAUUUCUGGUGGUGAAUACCAUAUAAUUUUUUUUCUUUUAUUCUAGUGCAGCAAAAACUUAACGCCAACAUGUGUAUCACAAAUAUAACGGUUUUAAUUACUGUUUAUGAACUGCUAAUACAAGGAUGUUAAACAGUGUUAUAGAUGUACCGAAAGGCCAUAACCAAGUAAUAGAAUGACAGUUGUGAUUGUUUGUUUAAUUUUGCAUACUAUUACAACAUACCUCUCAACACAAGUUUAUGAAAUCUAUCAGUAUUUAUCCUAGAUUGUAAUUUCUUAAUCCUGCUUUUUAUCAUUAUUCAAAAAGCCCUGAAAUUUAAAUGCAAAAGGUACAAAAUGCUGGAAGGUUGACCUCUUGUGGUGGAAAUAAAGUACUAUACUUUUAGACCUUGAUAUAAGCAAUUGUUCCCCUCUGGUGGACAAACCUGAUAUUGCAUCACCUCAUUUUAACAAUAGGAAUGAUUUGGGUUUAGGUUUCACAAUAUAUUCGGUUGACCAAGCUUUGUGUCGUUUUGAGUAACAGUAUCACUUUUUAUUCAACUGAUUUCUUCCAGACUUUAGCUACAUCUACUGCAGGGAUCUGUCAAACCAGCCUUCUCUCAGUGUAUUUUCUCUGACAAUACAUCCAGUUCCCCAGCAUACUUCAACAGCAGCAGUAAUUAAACAGGGAGUUUUUUAUGACAGCUGGAACACCAGAUGUCAUUGAAGAUAUUGGUUGCCUUCGUGCCACCUUUUGAAGUAUGAUGUUGUUUAACACACCAGUUAUUGAAAGUAGUUUCAUUGCAUUUAUAUGCAGGCUUUGUCACUGUGAUGCAUGUUGUAGAUUCAAUGAGAUAUUGAAUAUGUUCCCUGCUGUGGUUCCUAUAUAUAGAACAGUUGGUGUCCCCAUAUUUAACCUUGUCUUUAUGUGAUUUGGAAAAUAAGGUUAGGAUUUUCACCAUAGUUAUAGCAAUAUUUAUUUACAGUUCAUUUGGAUUUAUAAAGAAAACCAGUGUUUAGUUAAAGUAAAAAAAUAAAUAAAUAAAUGGAAGCAACUACAGUUGUGACUUUUAAAAUCUGUUGAACACAUUCAUUGCUAGGGAAGAAUAUAUUCACACUGAAUUGUUUAACUUCCCAGAACCUUCUGGUACAACUAUUUUCCAGCAAUGUGUAAAAUAUAGGCACUUUUCGGCAAUGUGUAAAAUGACCAGUUAUUGGUCUUAGUUUUCAUUUUGUUUGCAUCAUUGCAAAGUCUCCCAACACAUUUGUUCUUUUAAUAAUAAUAAAAAUAAAAAAACACCAAGAA
This is a messenger RNA of Acipenser ruthenus (sterlet), 2754 nucleotides long. RefSeq names its product mediator of RNA polymerase II transcription subunit 8-like. The transcript has 7 exons. Lineage: Eukaryota; Metazoa; Chordata; Actinopteri; Acipenseriformes; Acipenseridae. Bases 421 to 1218 code for a protein of 265 amino acids. The record is from RefSeq and is a predicted model, not a curated record. Gene Ontology annotation, molecular function: RNA polymerase II cis-regulatory region sequence-specific DNA binding; transcription coregulator activity. Gene Ontology annotation, biological process: regulation of transcription by RNA polymerase II. Gene Ontology annotation, cellular component: mediator complex; core mediator complex.